Messenger RNA from Ylistrum balloti, 1116 nucleotides. RefSeq lists its product as uncharacterized. NCBI's taxonomy places the organism in Eukaryota, Metazoa, Mollusca, Bivalvia, Pectinida, Pectinidae. Gene Ontology annotation, biological process: methylation. The coding region runs from base 1 to 1116 and encodes 371 amino acids. The record is from RefSeq and is a predicted model, not a curated record. The transcript is spliced from 8 exons. Gene Ontology annotation, molecular function: S-adenosylmethionine-dependent methyltransferase activity.
AUGGAGACAAUGGAAAACUCGAAUUCUGUGGUGUUUGACAAAUUGGCAUUGGAACAUGGUGGAAUGCUUGCAACAAAUGGACAUGCUCUUUACCAAAGCCGGGACGUUAUCAUGGACUGUCUAGAUAAAAUGCUUCGGUGUUCUAACACCUUACGUCCUCUGAUAACAGUCGCUGACAUCGGCACAGCUGAUGGAUCCACAUCUUUGGUGCUUUGUAAUGAAAUCAUUGAAAAGGUCCGAAAAUACCAUAAACAGAUCAUGAUACACUACACAGAUCUGCCAGAUAACGACUUCAACAGAAUGUUCAGUAUCAUACAAGAAGGCCUUCGCCGUGGCCCCGAUGUGUUCUCCGCUGCUAUUGGACGUUCGAUGUUUAAGCAGUGCUUGCCAGAUCAAUCCACUGACUUAAUCUUUUCAUCUGUUGCUGCGAUGAAUUUGUCUAAAAGACUGCGUCGACCCAAUAUUAACCAGUCUCCAGACCAAUCAAACGAGAAUGAAGUUAAAGCCUUAAAAACCCUAGCAGCGCUAGACUGGAAAACGUUCUUGGUCAUGCGUGGAAGGGAACUUCGUCCAGGCGGUUAUUUGGUGGUGCUCAACAUUGGAACUACGAAAUACGGAGAGACUACGGUAAACAUCCAUGGUGGGAAGGCAACGCUGGAUCAAAUAUUGAAAACGAUGCUGGCAGAUGGUCUUAUCACAAUGAACGAGUUUCUGGAUUGUAGUUCCUGUUCCCUGGUUGAGCGGACAGAAACUGAACACAUUGCGCCUUUCAAAGAAAAUGAUAAAGACUUGGAAGAGACCGGUUUGGAACUAGUAUCAAUACGAUCUUUCGUUCAUCAGUUGAAGCAUCCUACAUUCUAUGUAUCCAACAAAGAUGAAGCCACUAAGAAGCUGUAUGCAGACCGCAUCGUAGCUGGGAUCAAACCAUGGCUGUAUAAUUCCAUAUAUAGAGGAUUGUCAAGCGAAAGAUCAACGUCAGAAAGGGAGAUAUUGGUCGAGAAAUAUUUUGCCAAUCUGUGGGACUUUGCGUACAAGAACAAUGACCAAAUACCACAUCUAGCAUUAGUAGAAAUCGUCGCUAAGAGACGUCAAAGGCAAAGUUUGAAGACAAAGUGA